AUUUACCGACACUCAGAUAUAAACAAGCAGACAGUCGCGUUCCACGUAAACACUGUCUCACCAACACGUUGAAAUGAUCAAUUUGUCUUCAGGUGUGAGGAGAGGACUGGUGUGCGUGGCGAUGGUGGUUGUCUUGGUCGCAGCCUAUCCGGACUACAAUGGCGAGAAAGGGAGAGCUUUCCCUUGUCCAAACGAUGAUGACAUCGAUCCUUGUACGUGUACCUACGAUGGUACCACCUUCAGCCUCAACCUAACUUGCGAUGGGCUGACGGGCGAAGAUCAGCUUGAUCAAAUCUUCUCCUCUGCUUUCCCCGUCAAAGCGUUCACUAUGCUCACCCUCACAAACUCCAAUAUAUCUACUCUCACAGAAAAUGUGUUUCAUACCAUCAGUUUCGAGGUAAUAAUGUUGAUCAACAACCAGCUGGAGACAGUGGACUCCAAGGCACUGAGUUCCUCCUACAGUACCCUUCAGAGCUUCUUCCUCACCCAAAUAGGUGGCGAGACAUUAUCGUUGACUAUUAAUGAUGACCUUCAGCAGUUCAAGAUUCUAACUACUAUUUACAUUUCUGGCCCGUAUGAUAACGUACCCACCCUGACGUCCGCCACACUCACAACUGCCAUCCUUAAUGUGCACGAGUUGACGGACCUGCCACCGGAAACGUUCACCGCUGCUACAGCCCUCGAAACAAUCAUAAUGGAAGACACCAAAAUAGAGACAAUUCUAGAAGGCACCUUCUCGUCUCUCAAAUCACUGAAAAGCUUAACAUUAACCGGCGCCAACAUAAACACCCUGACAGCAUCUUCCAUGGCCUUCAGUUCUAACCUCACGCUUCUGGACCUUCAUCUGAACAACAUAAAUAGUAUCGAUAAAGCAGCAUUCCAAGGAAUAUCAGGAGACGUUAAUAUCAUGCUAAACAAAAAUAGUCUCGUAGAGUUGACGGAGCAACCUUUCUUAGAGCUGCUGAUGAACACAACAGGAAGCAUCGACGUGUCAGACAACCCACUUACGUGUGGCUGUGACCUCAGAUGGCUCGUCAGCAACAAAGAUCUUGAUUGGGCUCGACUAGUGGGACUUAACUCAGCUUGUGACAUUGAUGGGACUUACGACAAAGACACACUACUGGACUUCCUGGAGUACCAGUGUAGCACUCCAGCCUCGUCUUCCUGAUGCAGGCGUCAGCCAUCUUAUACGUGGGCAUAUUUGUAUAUUUGUAUCUGUUCGUCCCAUAUGGCUUUAAAAAUAAAGUAUGUUAAUAAAUAUCCAUUUCUAUA
This is a messenger RNA of Procambarus clarkii (red swamp crayfish), 1272 nucleotides long. RefSeq names its product oplophorus-luciferin 2-monooxygenase non-catalytic subunit. The record is from RefSeq and is a predicted model, not a curated record. Lineage: Eukaryota; Metazoa; Arthropoda; Malacostraca; Decapoda; Cambaridae. Gene Ontology annotation, molecular function: protein binding.